This is a messenger RNA of Vicia faba (fava bean), 1206 nucleotides long. The record is from the annotation of a GenBank genome assembly. NCBI's taxonomy places the organism in Eukaryota, Viridiplantae, Streptophyta, Magnoliopsida, Fabales, Fabaceae.
AUGUUUUUGUCAGAUAUGUCUGGAAGAAAACCUGUAUACAGGAAAGCAUUUGUUUUCUUUAGUUCACCUAUUGCCAGAGAAUUGGUGUUGGAGAUUAAGAAAGAUACACUGGUUUUGCCUCGCAUUGGUGCAUUAAGAGAGAUGAAUUUAGAAUAUUUUGCCAUCGACAGUCAGGGUUUCGUUACAAACAAUGAGAGAGCUUUAGAGGAGCUAUAUGGGGACGAGGAGAACAAUAAAAAAGCUGUUGCAUGUUUGAAUGUGAUGGCUACUCGAGUUGCUUCUGUUUUUGCUUCAUUAAGAGAAUUUCCUUUUGUUCGAUUUCAUGCUGCCCCGUCACUAGAUGCGAACACAAUGACUAUUCUUCAUGAUCUUAUUCCUACAAAGCUUGCUGCUGGUGUCUGGGACUCUCUUAGGAGGAUUGAAGCUUCCAGGGAAGUUGCUGGAACGCUUGCGAAAUCGCCUAAUGUUACUUAUCUUCCUGGUGGAAACAACAUGAUGAUGGCUCUUAAUCCUGCUGUAAUAAUAAAUUCCCGUAUGCAGCUUGCAGCAAAGUUCCGUAAUAGCGGACAAACAUGUGUAUGUGCAAAUAGAAUUCUUGUGCAAGAAGGUAUAUAUGACAAGUUUGCAAAUGCAUUGCUUGAUGCUGUUCAGAGUAUGAAAGUUGGAGAUGGUUUUAGUGAAGGUGUGGUUCAGCAUCUUGCUCUUUUUCGAAAAUGCAGGAUUGAAGAAGCUGAAGCACAGUGUGCUUUGUUGAACUCUGAAUCAUUAUGCGAUGGAUGUUUCAGUUCAGAUUCAGAUAUAUUUCUCUUUGGUGCAAGGACAGUGUACAGGGAAAUCUGCCUUAGAGAUGGUGGAUAUGUUGUAUGUUAUGAGAUGGCAGAGAUUGAAAAUAAACUUGGAUUGGGACGGGAUUCAUUGAUUGCUCUCUCUUUGCUUCUCGGCAGUGACUAUCAUCAAGGAGUCCACGAUUCGAACUUCAAACCCUUCAAAUUGGUUUUUACGACCAAGAUAUGCAAUGGAACCGAAGCCGACGAAGAGGAGGCUUUUUCCGGUUUUCUAUUUGGCACGAGAUCGGCUUCAGGUGAUUACGGGAAAAGCUUUUGCAGGUCACAGUUUGUGAAGGUGGAUGUAGCAGAGGAUGGAAGACUAACUGAAGAGCUUCCGAGAGUUACCGAUGAUGAUGGGGAUGGUAUCUCAUUGCCAUGA